This is a messenger RNA of Acipenser ruthenus (sterlet), 2285 nucleotides long. RefSeq names its product solute carrier family 66 member 2-like. Gene Ontology annotation, cellular component: endosome; trans-Golgi network. The transcript has 5 exons. The record is from RefSeq and is a predicted model, not a curated record. Gene Ontology annotation, biological process: phospholipid translocation; retrograde transport, endosome to Golgi. Lineage: Eukaryota; Metazoa; Chordata; Actinopteri; Acipenseriformes; Acipenseridae. The coding region runs from base 115 to 858 and encodes 247 amino acids.
GAAGUAGCCACUUCUUCACAGUCACUGCAGCUGCCAAAGGCAUUUUCGUCUGACGGAGGGAACCAUGGAAGCAAGGCACUGAGGGGCUUCGUAGCAGAGUGGAGCCAGUUGAAGAUGGACAUUGAGAUGGAGAUGAAGAUGAACAGUGAGGGGGACCCCACUGCCUCCUGGCCCCUGCUCUCCUGGCUAGCCUCCUGCAUCAUGGUGUUUGGGGGGGUCGUGCCUUAUGUCCCCCAGUAUCAGGAGAUCCUCAGGACCUCCAACACUGAGGGGUUUUCCACACGUGUCUGCCUCGUCCUUCUGGUAGCCAACAUCCUUCGAAUCUUCUUCUGGUUCGGAAAGCAGUUUGAAUCCCCUCUCCUGUUCCAGAGCAUGGUAAUGAUCCUUACAAUGCUGGCUAUGCUACACCUCUGCUGUUCAGUCCAAACAGCCAAUCGCGUCUCCACCAAACAACACUACUUCACAGACCUGGACCUGAGGUAUUUUUGGAGCUGGGCUCGCUUUGAGGACUACCUUCUGUUUUGCUUUUCCUUCACGGUGCUGAGUGCCCUCAUCAGCUUCCUCUUCCUGGAUUCGGUCCUGUUUGUGGAGGGCCUUGGGUCCCUGGCUGUGCUCACUGAGGCAAUGCUGGGGGUACCACAGCUGCUCCAGAACUUCCAGAACAAGUCAACACGGGGCAUGAGCAUAAAGAUGGUGUUGCUGUGGACGGCAGGGGACCUUUUCAAGACGACCUAUUUCCUAGUGAACGAGGCUCCGUCCCAGUUCUGGGUGUGUGGCAUUGCCCAGAUCUGCAUUGACAUAGCCAUCCUCCUGCAGGUAUUCUUCUACGGACAGGAAACCCGCACAAAAUAUGGGUGAUGGCACCAAGCACCAAAGACAUUGCACAUCAUUUAUAGUCGGCAAAUAGUCUGAAAACUUUACUUGUAGAUUUUCUUUAAAUGUGUUCAUGUCAUGGUCAAGUCUCCGCACAGGGAAUGGCCAGAAAUGUAGAAACACCUGCCAUAACAGUGUCAGCAGGGUGUAGUUCUGUUGUCUUGGGAGGAUACAUGCUCAUAGCCUGUACAGUCUGUUCCUUAAUAUAACAUCAGUAGUUUUGAAGUCUUGGAUAGGAAAGCACCUACCAACUGACCAUCUACUAACAAACCUAUUAAAGUCUGAACGUUUUUAUAUAUUACAGAAUUCAUGUCUAAUUAAUCAGUCACAGCACAAGUAUGUACUACAGAUGGUGUUUUUAUUUUUUUGUCCAACCCCUGUAUGUAUUGUACCUAAUAUAGGUUUAUCUCAGGGUCCUGCACUGCCAGAUAUUUAUUUUCCUAAUAAUUCUCUUUUUACAACAACCAAAUACUUCCCUAUAUAACCAAGGGUAAAGGAGAGUUUUGUAACCUUGUACAGUUUGAUGUUUCUUUGACCAUGGUUUACAGUUGGAACUUUAGAUUACAUGGCUAACAUGACUAUGUAAAAACAUGGUAAUAACUGGGUAAAUGUUUUUUGCUAUCACAUGGUAACUACUGGUCAAAUAAGUGUAAAAUUGCAUCAAAAUGUGUGUGCCAAGUAAUUGCACAGUAGUUAGUAAGAACAGGAGCCAUUAGUGAUUACCCAGUUAUGACAAUGUAAUUACAUGUCUAUUCAUGCCAUAGAAUAUAAAUUCCUACCGAAAACUGCUGUACAGUUCAUAGUCACUGCUCUUAGUAUGACAUAUGCCAUAUAAUGUGUGCCAAGCACUACAAGAACUGUACAUUUUAAAAAAUAAAUAUAAAGCAAAGAAAGUGCACAUUAGUGUCAAAACCACCCUACCAAGUCUUUCUCCACAAAUGUAAAACAGUGUGUCCUCAGGAAGUGUGAUUGCCUGACCUAUAAAACUAUCUGUUAUUUAAUCGGGUGACUUUAACACUGAUCUACAGUUGUUGCUCCCAGAGUAAGACUGACUGUCAAAGAACCUGGCUGCCAUCUUAGAUUAUGUCAUCAGUCUCAUAAUAGUGUGAUAGAAAGAACACCUCUGUUGUUGGUAAGAAGCAUUGGAGCUUUUGUUCCAAGCAGAGAUAAAUACAUAUAUAUAAGACUAAGCCUUUCCUGUUAGUGAAUUAAAUAGCAAAGUAUUUUCUGAUUGUGAAACUGUAAAACUGUUGUAGAGAGAAAAGGUUUAUUGGUAUGUUGUAUCAGGGCUUUUAGUUCACCACAUUUUUCAUAAGGGCAUUUAUGUAUAAAUGUAUGUGUCUUGAAGACAGUUACAAAUGUGUUUUUGUAAAGCGCCACAGUUCUACAAUUAAAAAGUGCCUUUUACAACU